GACUCCUGUGGAAUUCUGUGUCUUCUGUAACUACGAAGCUCAAGAGCUGGAUAUAAACCAGAAUACGGAAAACAGAGUUUAUCCAUCCAAACCCAAGACUGUUUAAUAGCAUCUAUCUGUGCUAUUUACCUUUUCCUACCAAGUUUUUCCUAUGAGUAGUAUUUUCUAAGUCAGCUCUGACAGAAAUAGAAUAUCAACAUUACUUCUAGCAUUAUGCAAUGGACUCAUCUUAUGCUCACUGCCUGAUAGAUUAUUUUAGAACUGGCUAUACCAAAAUAUCCAGAACUACAUUCUUUGACUCACUAGAUGUUUAUGUUUUCUCUUAAGCUACCUACUAUGAACACAACAAUACAUUAGCCUCUUUCUUCACUAUCUAUAACUGUUUGCUCCCUGGUCCUGUAGGAACACGAAAGAAAUGUUACUCCAAACAGUGAAAAAUAAUUGCUCUAGUAAAGACUGAAACAAGGUCUCCUCUACUUCUUCAUGAAAAGUGAACUCUUUCAGUGAAAACAUCCACAGGGUAAUGACAGUAAAAAAAAAUGGCAACUUAAAUGAAACAUGAGGGGUUUUUAAUGUUUAUCAACUAUUUAGUUUUAGCUCAUUUUUCAGACUACAAGGUAUCUAAGAUCAGGUUUUAUCAGAACCAGUGCACUGAUACAGCUCUGGGGAAAACUCUCCUGGUGCUGUUACUGCUUAUAUGAGCGAACAAACACCUUUACUGGUAGAGAUAAUAUCCAGCACACCUUUUGUGCCAGCAUCUACAUUUACACAUUGCAAUUGAUCAUAUACAAAUACUGUUCAAGAAGUCACAAAGCCAUAAUCAACAUGAUUAUACCAUCACAAGAUGCUAGGACAGCUUUAGUUGCAACAGAAUGAAGGAAAAAAUAAUCAAAGUUAAUCAUACGUGAAAGUUUGGUUCAUUACAGGUCACUAACACACAUGGGCAUCAUGGUUAAACAACAUUUUAUUUCCUUUUAUGCACGAUAACAUCUCAGUCUUUAAGAACAAAAUUUUCACAGAAGACUCAACUAAUGGCAAUAUGAGCACAAGUGUUGUGGAAGAUGAUCACUGUUCAUCUAUAUAUUCACAGCUAUUAGCAGAGUUGCAACCAUGGCGUAAUUUCUCAUCAUAACUUUGUUAAGUCUUGACUUCAUUAAUACCUUGUUCUCAAAAUAUAAGCCUUAUUUUCUCACAGUCUUAAUGUACUCCAAGACUGUGUGAAAGCAUUCAGUAAACACAUUUAGUUCCCAACAGAAACCAAACCUAUAUACAUUUCAAAAUACUUCUCCAAACGCACAUCUAACAGACAUUUAAGUGUACACAGAAGACAGCCUGAGCAUAGCACAUUGGUUUCUUCUACAGCUUUAUUUUUUAAAACAAAGACUGCAACCCCACACCUAAAACCAAAAGGAAACUCAUUUUUGGCUCCCAGGUUCUGAGGUCUAAUGUGAAACGUAAUGAACAGCUGGCCUUGCUCUUAAAGGGUUAAGAAUGAAAAGUUUAAACCACUUUUAUUUCUCCAGCUGUAAAACCAAAAUAUCACCAGUCUUUCUGCAGCCAGGGUACUGGAUAAUUUAGGCUAAAAUAAAUGUUUAUUAAAAAAGGGCGUUGAUUUCUUGGCAGUGGUGAAAAGCAGGAGACACCCCUAGUGUCGACGUAAUAUACUACAGGACUCCAUACUGUACCUCUGGGUUAAUUUUAAGGCAGUAAAAAGGUAAUUUAAAACAUCGUGAUCUAAAAGCAGAGCAACUCAAAUAUACACACCUGGACAUACGUUCUUCCUGCAGUCCCAAAACCCCCACGCCUAUCAUAUUUGGAGUGUCAGCUUUCCAAACCCGGACCAAUUAAAGUAUACAUUAUCUAGCCCGUCUCCCUGCCAUGGGCUACGUGCAUUAGAGCUUUCCGGUCUGCACAUGAACAGAAAAACGCUGCUGCACCAAGGGCGGGGGGGGAAGAACCCUACUGAGAUUGCAAAACAACCCCCGCAAGACAUCGCUACCGAAAUGCCGGGCUUGCUUAGGGCGCUGCGGAUACAUCUGGCAUUUGUUCUGGGGAGCUCUGGUACGAGCUGUGGGUUGACUGCUCAAAGGCCUUGCAGCAACUGGGGAGAGAAAACUGGGAAAUGGCUUGAUUGUUGAUCCCUUAACAGUUUCAUUUGGGAACAAAUUUUGAAUACCAUGGCAUCACCUGUGUGAAAAAUUAAGUACCUUGUUAGAGCCUUCAAGGAGAAUGUGAUGCAGCAUGAUCACAUGUGUUCAUCUAAAUGUUCAAGGCCCCCUCAGCUGAGGAGAUGAGACCACGCUGAGAGCCAGAGAACUGCAGCCCUCACACUGAAGCUUCACCCUCCAAGACCUCUCUCCUGUCCCUGCUGCAUCUGCAUCGCGUGUAUGUGUCACUGAUGGGAAGCUACUGGAGGGGACAGGUGAAUGUGUCACAGGUGAAGUUGGAUUCAUCCAAUGAAAAGUCAGAGCUAAUAUGCAGAUAAGCUGUGGCGCAUGCUUCAUGCUGGUCCAAUUUGUCUGGAAAACGUUCUGGAGAAAUCCAUUUGGUCUCCCGACUGUGUCUACUCAAUAUGAUCUCUCUGUGCAUGAUAAUAUGUCAACUGCAUAAGCCUUUCAGUAUUGCUAUUUAUGCAGGCCUUCCCACUUAGAGUUAAUGCGCUAAUCCUGCUGCACAGUGCCACAAUAAUUAAUUAUAUAAAAUGUGCCUUGAGAUCAGAACAAGGUGUUUCUUUUAUGGUGGCCAACCCACAGCAUUUAGAUUCCAAGGUGGUGUGGACAAUGCCUGUAAUAGCCUUUUGCUGCUUUCCCCUCUGGUUAUUUCUUAACACAGUGCUAAAUUUGGAAAUGUUCCGGUUUGGGGUUUCUUUUCGAGAAUUGGAUGGAAAGCCACAAUCUCUCAUUUGCUAAAAAUAGCCAUAUGUGUGAUCCUCUAUGGCGUGAAUUGUGCUGAGACUUGCGCUUCCAGCUCUCAAUCACAGAAUAGCUGAGAAACUGCAUGUCUUCCUUGCAGCUGACAUGUUUAUUUGCAAAGAUUUGGCUCUGAUUUUCAGUAUAAAAACCCAUUAGUCUCUCAGCUAGAUCCCUUGCUCAGAUAAAUGGGGUGGGAUUUGUUUGUUUGUUUGGGAUUUGUUUUGUUUGUUUUUUAAUACUUGCAGGGGUGGACCCUGGAGUAGCAGAAAAAACCCAGAAUUUUCUGAGGAAAUUCUGCAACAAAGUCUCUCAUACAAGAACAGAUCACUUGUCAGUAAACUGAGCGAAGAUAUUCAGCUCUGUUGCAGAUUGUGCUAUUGUGACAAAUGUCGCUAAUCCAGCAUCAUGCACCUUUACCUACUUUGGACAGAAAUGGGGUGAACAGGUGCUGCUCUUCAGGAGUGGCUGCACGAGGAAGACACACAUCAGCAGUCCAGGCUGUCCCUCACACCUGCCAUGGCCACUGUAUGGUUAAGGACCAUUUAGCUUCAUGUGAAUAAUUUUGCUGAUCAGCACUUUUCUGCCUGGGGGAAGAUGAAGUGUUGAUUCUCCUGUGGCGAUGUGCAAUAACAUGAAACUGAGCCUCAGUGUUAAAAGACAGGGAUCAUUCCAGACAUGUAAGUUAGAAGAGCAAAAGAAAUAGCUGAGCUUUGAAGAUGAAAUAGAAACAAUAUAGAGAAAUAAGUGUUAUAAAAGUAGUUGCUUCUAUCUAGUAUUGGAUCGAGGUAAUUUUAUGCUUUGACACUGAGUUGCUUGAGUAGCUAAUGGUAAAUUCUGUAGUCAUUGGCUUGGUGCCACCGUGUCUAGAAUUUCAUGUCACACCUCCAAGGGCUUUUCCUGCAGGUAAAUGAGAAACUGAACUUGUGCAAAAUUGUGGAGUCAGCAUCCUUUUCUGUUCCUAUUAAACCACUUUUUUCAGCUAAGGUCAUUUAGUUGUUCUGUUUGAAGAGGAUCUGUCCCUGGACAUUUCAUAUUGGCAAUUUAUGGCACAGGAUCCUGUCAUCCUGACUCAGCACAAACGCUGAGCCAGCAGGAGCAGGUGAGCAGGAAAACCUGCGGAAAGGCUGCCUGCAGGGGGGAAAAUGCUGGCGGAUUCUUUUGGCUUUGUUCCCCAUAAGCCCUUCUACCUGGAGAAGAGGUUUCCUUUCCUCAGGCCCGAGGGGCAGCAAGGUAGAGACAGAAGGAAGAACCAGUUCUUAGGCUCUGGUGCUCACCCCAGGCUCCAUAGCAUUAUGACCUCAAGGCAGCUAAUAAAGGGAUAGUUUGGCUUCCAGUCACACAGUGAAGGGUGUUUAAUUUGAGUUGUCCUUGUCUCUGACCUGUAUUUUUGGGUUAUCCAUUCAGAGAAGAAAAAAAAAAAGUAUACCCUUUCCCAAAAGGGAACCACUGGAAUGAAAGGGAAGAGAAGGAAAUCAUUUAUCUUCUUAAAGCAAAAGGAAUUACUGACAGAAAAGGACAUUAAACAGGAGGAGUGUCUGUGCUCCAGAGUCCAGCAAGCAUCAUUUCAAGGCUUAUGGGAAAUGAAGAAAGCCUUCACAGAAAUACAACUCAGAAAUUCAGUUUGAUCAUCUCAACUCUGAAAUACACCUUCAAUUUAUUCCUGGCCCUGGGACUGCUAGACAGAUUCUUUGCUGUAAAUAUAACACAAAGCUUUUUAAUUACUUUUUAGUGAUAAACUUGUAGCUUGGUUUCCAAAGAGCAUGAAGUUUUUAUUAGCUAUGUGCGAGUUUCUGUCUAAUAAUUUUAGAACCUGCUGGCUGAUGUCAAGCACACUCGACAGCCAGAGAAUUGGAAACCAUAUAUUGAAUCUUUGAUUUUCAAACUGCCUAAUAGAUGAUUGGCUUGUUCAGCAAUUAUGGCCUUCAACAGCAAUCAGGUCCUCACAAUAGCAUGAUUUACAUGAGUGAAGGAACAAUGUAUUGAGACUAUAAACAACCUAACAAUGCAUAAAAGCAUCACAAGGUGAACACACUGCCAAGCUUAUAGCCUGAGAUUGCUGGUACACACAGGUGCUUGCUUGAAGAUGGGACUGGAGGGGUCAUUUAAGCAGCAGGUUGUUGAAAAGGGUCUGGAAAGAAAAAUUUCAAUUCAGACAGUGAGGAUAAACAUUUGAUAGUUUGAAUAGCAAAGCACUAAUAGAGAUCACAAAGAAGGGGCAGAGUCUCAUCUGCAGGAGGACCACUGAAUAAGUAUCAGUGAGGAAAGGCUAGAGAAAGCCUCUGAGGGCUCUUCUAACCUUCUGUCCUCUAUCACAGACCUUGUCAGGCUCUGUACGCUUCUGAAUAAAGGCCAAGACAGUCAAACAGAGAGCAGGAAUUCCAGUCUGCAGAAAAAGUCCCUGUUUGGGGAUCUUUACAAGUGGCAGAGGUGACAGAUGGAAUAACCCUGGGCUCAGCUCUUAUCUGAACAGGCUCAGCUAUCAAAGUGGUUUGGAGUCUUGUGUGUGGGGUUAUACCUUGCUCUUGGCAAUGCAACAGCCUCCUUAUUGCCUCCCAUAUACCACCCCCCUUCCUACUGUGUGAGGAAGAGGGGUUGUAACUCUGGUAUAUAUCAGCUUUAGGAAAAUUAUUGUUUUGCCUUAUCUUUUACCCAAUAUAGCCAGAUGAGCUUUGCAGCAAGUAAAAGAUGUUCAUAGAAAGUGACAUUGUGCGGUGCUUUGUGUAAUACACUGGUCUAAUCCAUUAGUGCUUCUUCUUUUGCAUCUCCUUGGGGGGGCCUCAGCAUCAAACUCCAAAGCCUGAUCAAGCCUGAUGAACAAACUUCUUGUAUCAGCAGAGGGCGCAUCGUCAUUAACCAAACGAGAGCCCUCCAGCUCGCUGCCAAACCCCAACUGCUCACCCAGCGUGGAGUCAAGACUUCAAAGAUGGGAUGAAGUGAUGCAGUGACAGAAUCAGUGAGUUGGAAACCUGUCUCGGAGAUCCUUUUGGCAUGCACCAAACAGCAGCACACUGUGCCACCCCGUUUGUUUUGCUAGAGUUUAUGUAUUUGCAGAGUGGGGCUGACAUCUUGAGGUUGGGCACUAAAAUGCUUUAAUUUCACAGGACUGCCACCAAGGCUGGCUGUAUUUGAUACAGUGGAGCGUUUUGUCAGGCUGUUGCCUGUUCUGUCAGAGGCAAACUAUAAAUACACACGUGCUGCUGCAUUUCCCUGUCUCUCAUUCUGUAAGAGGAAAUGGGCUUGUUUUCAUGUGAUUAGCAGGCAGAGGAACUUGUGAAAGUGACACAGCUGUACUGUAAAAACGCCAGCCCACGGACUUUGCUGCCAGAGGAAUUUAAGUGCCAGUGCUGGCAGACCCAAGAGCAGGAUCGCCUGAGUCAUGGAGCGAGAACCGAUGCGCAUAAGGGAGGGCUACUUGGUUAAGAAGGGCAGCAUGUUUAAUACGUGGAAACCAAUGUGGGUGGUGCUCUUAGAAGACGGAAUUGAGUUCUACAAGCGGAAGGCUGACAACAGCCCCAAAGGGAUGGUCCCACUAAAAGGAAGCUCUAUUAACAGCCCAUGCCAAGAUUUUGGCAAAAGAAUGUUUGUCUUCAAGCUCACUGCAGCCAAGCAGCAGGAUCACUUUUUUCAAGCUGCCUACCUGGAGGAGAGAGAUGCCUGGGUACGGGAUAUCAAGAAGGCAAUUCGUUGCAUAGAGGGAGGCCAAAGGUUUGCCAGAAAAUCCACGAGAAAGUCUAUCAGACUGCCUGAAACAAUCAACCUGAGUGCUUUGUACCUCUCAAUGAAAGAUCCUGAAAAGGGAAUAAAAGAGUUGAAGCUGGAAAAAGAUAAAAAGGUGUUCAAUCACUGCUUUACAGGCACCUCUGUGAUUGACUGGCUGGUGUCCAGCAAUUCCAUCCGAAAUCGCAAAGAAGGACUCAUGCUUGCCUCUUCCCUCUUGAGUGAAGGCUACCUGCAGCCUGCGGGGGAUACAUCCAAGGCUGCCGCUGAGGGCCUGUCGGACACCCCCUUCUUAGAUCUCAGUGACGCCUACUAUUACUUUCCAGACAGUGGGUUUUUCUGCGAGGGAAAUUCUAGUGAUGAUGAUGUGGUCCUGAAAGAAGAAUUCAGAGGCAUAAUAGUCAAACAAGGAUGUCUGCUGAAACAGGGACAUCGGAGGAAGAACUGGAAAGUGAGAAAGUUUGUUUUAAGAGACGACCCUGCAUAUCUUCAUUACUAUGAUCCUGCUGGAGGAGAAGAACCACUGGGAGCAAUUCACUUGAGGGGCUGCGUGGUGACAGCGGUGGAAGAUAUGCCAGACUCCAAGAAGUAUGAUGGUGACAACAUCCUCUUUGAAAUCAUCACGGCAGAUGAAAUCCACUACUAUUUACAAGCAGCCUCAUCCACAGAGCGUACAGAGUGGAUCAAAGCAAUUCAGGCAGUUGCUAGGACUGGAAAAUGAAGAUGAUCUGCCAGUGAGAAGACCAACAACUGAAAUGAGUUACUCAAACCAGGAAUCUUAGCAUUUCACUGAGAGAAAGCAAUAUCAUCCAGAAAAGCAUCCUAGGGCUUGUGGGUUUGGGGUGAGGGCAGGUAGUAAGUUUUAAUCCUAUACCGGGCACUAACAAACUAACAUUUUUCCACUUGUGUUAUGGUAAUAUUUUACUAAAUUAUAGCAUAGAACAUGCCAUAUUAGUGUGUGCUGCUUAGAAUAAUCAGUGUACCUUGGUCAGGUUGUACCUUACACCUUUCUCUGCUGCCAAAGCUGAUGAGAAUUCACCAUUAACAGAGGACAGAGUCAUGUCACUGACUGUAAGUGCGGAACUGAACUACCUACCAUUCAGCCUGUGUUGUGGUUCAGUAUCUUCAGAUAUUUCAAAGUCUUCCUGAGACAAACUUUACACUUUCUUCUUUACCAGCCAGUGAUCUUUCUGCUGCCAUGUUCACCUGCACAAGUAAUGCCAUGGAUUUAAGGAAAGAAAUCAACUCACUUGGAAACCUAAUCCACUCCUUUAUAAUCCUUCAGUGUUAAUGAAGGGAAGAAUGUAGACAACUAUGGAAACAUGUGGAAAGCAAGUACAACUCUGUGGCAGCAGUAUGAGCUUCAGGAAAAGUCUCUUCCCGUGGUAUUUCAAAUGUGAAGCAAUCUCAGUUCAACUUCUUUAUCACCUGAUUUUGGCCUUAGCUAAAUUUCUCUACAAGAAUCUGCUCUAGGACCAUUGUUUCCCUUCAUUUAAGUCUCCAAAACGAUUGCUAGGGUGUUAUGUACUGCUGUAUUUGACCUGCAUUUGAAUUAAGAAUCCUGCAGGAGAAAGGAAAGGAUCCAUGGGUUACUUACUUGAACUACUGAUUGCAGUGAUUUUGUUCAGGUCUUUCUUUUUUAACCUCCAGCAACAUACUCAGCCCUUGGUUCUGUGCCUUAGUAAUGUAAGAGAAACCUUAUCCUUGCUGUAGCUGCAAUAAACAUCAUUAUUGGACAGAGUCAGUUUAUCUAAUCAAUCCUUAUUUUUUUGUCUAAUUGUAUGUAUCAAACUUCCAAGUCUUAAACUUGAAGCAGGAGCUGAAAGUUAAUGUCCAAUCCUACGUGUAGAUCGUUCCUAUUGCAGACUGAUGUUUCUGAGUGUGCAAAUAAACUUAAAAGCUUUUAAAAUUC
Molecule: messenger RNA, 8541 nt
Organism: Columba livia (rock pigeon)
Lineage: Eukaryota; Metazoa; Chordata; Aves; Columbiformes; Columbidae
Gene: PLEK
Product: pleckstrin
Exons: 14
Coding region: 6289-7350 (353 amino acids)
Biological process (GO): intracellular signal transduction; actin cytoskeleton organization
Cellular component (GO): plasma membrane
Source: RefSeq, a predicted model, not a curated record